UACAGGCAAACAAUAUGAAAAUGUAUUUUUUUAAAUAAUUAAAAUAAGGCUUUCAACAAUAACUUUUCUCUAUAUAUUGAGCAAGUAUUCAGCCCCCUUUUGGUAAAAAAAAAAAAUGUCAGCCACAGUCUUUCACUUCAAACACAAAAAGGGAAUUAUCUUAUACUCCACUGUGCAGCUGAAGAGGUUCUCAAGCAAUACUCUAAUUUCCUGCCUUUUGUUUAAGAUUGUUUGGGAUUAGAUUUAGUUCAUUUUUGAUCCAGAACCAAUUUUACUGCAAAAAAAAGAGAUCUCUAUUGGACGACUGAUGUUUUGGGGGGUUUUUUUGUGGUUAUUUGGCCAUUUAAAAAGCAAUGCUUUCAGGUCACAAUAGAAAUAAAUGAAGUUAGUAAUUUGAGUGACAUUUUAGACAUUAAAGCAUCGGUAAAAGAUCAUAUCCACACAGUACUAUAUAUUGCUGUUUUAACGUUAAUGAAUAUAAACCAACUUACCACCGUAAUACAGUAUAUACAGUCAUCCCUCCCCAUUUUGCGGCUUCACUCUAUCAUGUUUUUUCAAUAAUAUAUGAAUAAAUCAUGCUGUUUCAUGGUUGAAUACUUAUUAGGCAAAAAAUUGCAUAUUUGAGUAAAUUUUAUAUAUUUUCAACCAUAAAAAUGAACUAAACCUAAAUGAACUAAAAUACAAUUGUAAGGCAUUCAGAAGGUGCAUUCAAAGACACUGGGAUGGUAUGUAGUGGUAGGGGUGCCACGAUACGAUACAUGUGAUUGGGUCUACGAGAACGAGACAAAUCAGAUUUUCACUUUACUUUUAAGAAAAGUACAAUGAGAAAUAUGGCAAUAUGGCAAAUAUGACAUGAUAUUGCAAUCUACUAAUAGAAUUUCUACUACGUUACGCUCUUCUGUACUCUGUGUGUAAGACUAAGACUGACAAAACUGCUCACUCUGUUCAUGCUUUUGUUCUAUGGAACUAAACGUGCCAAGGUGCUGAAACCAGUACACAGAGUGUGAAUCCUCUUCCUGCCUGUUUGGAGGCGGGACACAAGGAAAACAGACAGAAAAUCAUCAAGUUAAUUUUCAUUUAUUGUGCGAUUUAUUAAUUAUCAUCCCGGGUCUAGUGCCCACCAACAAGAAAUCUUGUCAUGUUUUAAUCUCGCAAGAUCUUCUGACACGCCUGGUACAGUAUGUAGUAUUCUAUACUGGUCACUAGGUGUCAGUAAUGUUACUGUACUAUUAUUUGAGGCACACACACAAGCACUUUUUAAUGAGUCAAGUGUUAACAUGAACUCUUAUCUUUUCAAGGGAGUGUAUAUAAUAAGGCAACUUUGUUGUCUUUUGUGUAGCCUAGUAAGAUGCUACAAACUCAUCUCACAUGAAACACUGAAAAUGCAUGAAAUAUCUGGUAACUUGUGUGAGGCCUAUUACACACGCAUGCUAACAAAAGAUGUUAGGUGACAUAAGAUUUUUGAAGAUUUAAACGUUUUUUUAUGUGCAUUUAUUCAUUUCCUGGAAAUCCAAGGAGGCACAAACAGCUGGAAUAGACUUGGUUUUAUUAGGACCGGUCAGAGGAAAAGGCACAUACUGUAGUAGUAAAAAAAAAAAAAAAAAAAGGUGCAGCAGUGUUUUGCACUUUACUCUUUGAUAAUGGUGGGGGUGAUCAUCUUAUGGAAGGAGUAGUAUUUGCAUUCAGUGGGUGGUACAAUGUCCAUGGUGGUAGUGCUUAUCUUCUCCUUCUUGAAGCCGGCUUCAAGCAGAUGGGGCACCUGGGUCUCCUGAAAUCAUUAACAAGAGUCGCUCAGUCACGUGAGAAGGCGCCGUUAUCUGCCUCAGCCACCACAUUUAUCAAUAACCUUCAAAUUGUCGCUGUAUGUUACAAUGUGGAUGAAUGUGCACUGCACGAACCCUUAAUGGGGAUCAUAAAACACAACAAUCCAGUUUGGAAAAUGCAAUAUUGAUCGACUGCAACAUGCAAAAACAGCAACUGACUUUCCUGAUAGUCUGUUAACCUUUUUAAAAAGAAAUCAGUGGAAUUCCAACUGUUCAGGGUCAUAGUUCAGCCGACGGGAUCUUUAAAAAAAACCCUAAUCAAAACUGGACUUUGUCUUGCUUUGGGUCAUUUAGUUGCUGACAUUGACACGUGUCCUAUAUAAGCAUGUUAAUCUUGUGAAGGGUGAAAAGUGGCCCAUAUAGGACAAACCGGUAUGCAUGCAUGCAUGUUCGUAGUGGACUCUCAUGUUUGUUUGUUUGUUUUAUACAUGUCUACCACCAUUACAUCUGUUAGUAUAAGGUGCAUUGCACUUCUUCACCUGGUCAAACAAGCAACACAAAUGCUAUUUGUAUAUUUUUUCAUUCUGUCAACCAGUCAAUGGGCAGGAGCAUGUCUAGCUCCACCCUAUAAACUGCCCUACCAUGUCUGGGACCCCACAGUGCGGCCCAGAUAUUUUGGCAACCAAGCAGAAAUGCUAGGGGAGAUGGAGGCUAUAAAAGCUGGCAGCUUGUGACGAUCCCAACAUCUCACUAUAAGGCUCCUUUCCGCUUGGGCGCUUUGCUGAUGAAGGUAACCGACCUUAAACAUGGUCUCGAUGUUGUCGUAUUUGCUCUUGAGCAGCUCUCCCCAGGAGGUCAGGUUGCAGUAGGUGAGGACGCCACCGCUCUUCAGCAGCCUGUGUGCGUGACCCUAGAGAGAUGCAUAAGACAAUUCAGACAUGUACAGUACAGUAGAUUGCCAGGGGGUUACCAUCCGGGACCACCCACAGAUGGCAAACAAAAUGUCUAUUUUGACAUACCAAAAGGCAUGCUGGGUAACUUCCUGUUGGGGAAGUGUGCGCGGCAUGGUGUUGCAUGUAUCUUUGUGUGUAAGCAUCAAUUUCAAUUAGGGCUGUCAAAAUAGCGCGUUAACGGCGGUACCUAUUAUAUUUAAUUAAUUUACGUUAAAUUUUUAGCGUAAUUAACGCACACACAUUAUGGCAAGCCACAGCUCUCUAUUAUGACGACAGCACAGUGUAGCUCCCCACAGAGUCAUACAGUGUCUGACCCUCUUUUAUAACUUUAUUCUUACCUGAACACAUCAACAGCAGUGCAAUUCCAACACCUUAUAUGUAUCUCCUACUCCAGACAAACAUGUCUCUAGUCCUUUCAAUGCAACAACACUUCCUCAUUGUCACGAGACAGCGCGAGAUGCGUUCAUGGGCACUCCGAACACUACAACAACGUUUUCAUUAUGCACGUACGUCAAUAAGUGGAUAUUCUUAUCACUCACUUUGUAACUCUUAAUGCAGAAGUACAAUUUGCUGAAAUUAAGUGUGCUCGGACAUCCCAGAAAAGUCACUCAAAACGUGAAUACAAUUUAAAUGACGUGGUGUCUUUGAACGCAACUCCUCAUUUCUCGUAACAACGCAGUUAAAGUCUGAUUCAAAUAUUUUGCUAUUAAAGAAACCAGUGUUAGGUAAAUAGAUUUUCAGACACCCCCCCAUCCCUUUCACAUCAAUUGCAAUACAUGUGAUCACUUCCUAUAUUCCAAAUGUACUCUUUGCUAGUUUAAAAUGCAUAGGAAAUUGAUAUGGUAAUAUAAAAAGGUUUACAUAGUGUGAAAUGGAUAUUAAUCGUGAUUAAUUUGAAAACCGUGAUUUAUCUGAUUAAAAUUUGUAAUCAUUUGACAGCCCUAAUUUCAAUACCUACAUUGUCCGUGUGGUACAGUUACAUUGUGUGUUCCACACAUUAUUUUUCAUUGCACCGUGAGUGAGUUAGCCAUUUGCGGUUUAUAAGCUCCUGUUGGCUUGCGAGUGUAAAUAUAAAGAACACCUAUUGAAGCAAGUUGAAGUUUGCCCCAGACAACUUUUUGUGCAAGCUUUACUAAUGCAGGGCUAAUGAGAUGGGUUUUUCUGCCAAUAAAUAAAUGGCCAAGAUAGUAAGCACAGAAUGUAUGAAUAUGCAGGGAUCUACUGUACUGCCAGAACAUUUGAACCUUUGAGCUGUUUCUCUACCAACCUUGAUAAAGUCAAACUGGUGAGUGUGCCAGGAGUCCUCGGACAGAGGGUAAGUGUCAUAAAGGAUACCUGGAAAAGAGGGGAAGAUGCUUGCACAUACAUUUCUACUUCCAUCAGGUCAACAGAUGCAGCCACAUUCAUCCGUUAUUUGCAUACGCAGUGAUUUCAUACCAUCAAAGUGGUUAUCUGGCAGGGUGGGCACAACCUGCUCCCAGAGGCCCUUCAGAGGAACAACCUGCGGAGACACACAACCUCAUUCCACUCACCUUUACGUGUUUCACCGCCAAGCAUAUUGGUGGAGUGCUACUGACCUUGUGUGGCUGACACUUUGCCCAAUUCUCCAGUCUGGCAAAGACUCCGUCAUUGCACUCGAUGAUCCAGUGCUCCUCGAUGGGGAACGACUCCAGUUUGGUGGCAGCGAUGGCCAUGCCGAAACCGAUCUCCAAAACGCGACCGCCUAUUGGAGAAAAUAACCACCUUAACCUUCUUGUGGAGUUUAUUUAAAUUGGCAGCCUUAUUAUGUUGUGUCUUCAUUUUGUCAGUGCAUGCAGUACACAAAAGAAGCAGGCGGAUUUAAAUGUUUGAUUUAUGGUUCCCUGUGUCUUUAAGGCACACCAGUUGGUUGGCUAUGGCUGGAAAAGCUCAUAGGGUUUCAAGAAUAUAAAAAUAGAUGUGAGUAGAGGCCUGAGAUUUGUCGUUGCCCGGCUCCUUGUGAUUGAUUGGCCUUCAACCAUUUACACUGGUAAUUGCAAUUUCAAUAUAAUGUGCACUGAGCUGAGACUGUAGUGCAGACAAUAGUACAAUAUAUUCAAAGAAAUCGUCACACCUUUAAUAUCUGCAGCAUAAUGUAUACAUGGAUGAUAAAGAUAAGACAGUCAAAUAAAAAGUACUGACUUAACUGACUGUUCACACACACAGGGGUGUGUAAGGGUCUAUUUUCACACAAAGCAAAGAUGAGUUUGCCGUCCUCCCCCCUGCAGACAUCUUGGCCAACCUCCACUAGCACAGUGACAGCUGCUGGAGUACUCUCCCAGCACCGUGCAGCUCGCUUUCACAUAUGUGCUCCGCAGGGGAGGGGUGGCCGAAUUGAUCCAAGCAGUAUUUAUUAUGUUCUACAUUUAUUUUACAUGUAUAUAUUUUUUGUUGAUUUUCUUAUAUUGUUUACUUACUCGGGGAAUACGUUUUUGGACACGGGAGGGCUUUGGGGGCAAACAGCCAAAGAAUUUGAAUGACAGCCAAUAGUAGAGUUAUUUUGCACAAUUGUAUGUAAUAAAAGAGUUUUUUUAUAUUGUUGCAUUGUCUUACAUUUGUUGUAUUUUAUAUUGUGUAAUUUUUGGUAUUUAAUUAAUACUAAUAAUAUUAGUAACUAGGAGAUCGGGAAGAUGUGGGUUCGAAUCUCCGCUUGGGCAUCUCUAUGUGGAGUUUGCAUGUUCUACCCGUGCGUGCGUGGGUUUUCUCCGGGUGCUUGGUUUCCUCCCAGAUUCCAAAAACAUGCAUGUUAGGUUAAUCGGUGGCUCUAAAUUGUCCAUUGGUAUGAAUGAGAGCAUGAAUGGUUGUUUGUCUAUAUGUGCCCUGCGAUUGACUGGCGACCAGUCCAGGGUGUAACCCGCCUCUCGUCUGAAGUCAGCUGGGAUGGGCUCCAGCACACCCCCUAAUGAGGAUAAGCGGCAUUGAAAACAAAUGGAAUAUUAGUAACUAAUUAAUAUUAGUAUCGGCAAUACUGGCCCAUGUAUUUACUUGGUAUCAGAUUGAUACCAAAAUCUGCAGUAUUGCCCACCCCCACCAGAGGGUUCAGCAAAAAAGCAAAACUUUGUUAAUAUGCAUAUUUAAAUCGUCGUAUACUAAGCAUAUGACACAAAACAGUGCAUCAAAAGUGAUGAAAGUAGGUUUCAUUCAUAUUAUACACAUAAUGUUACUUUACAUGGUCAAAUUGUGAGAAACUACACCAAAUAUCGGACGACGCUGUCAAACAACGCCAUUGUCCGAUAAUGGAAACUGACGAACACAACUACCUUUGGAGGCAGCCACCGUCGACAGAGAGUGCAUGUAGGGGGUCUCCCAGCGCUCCAUCACGGGCUUGCCCAUGAUCUCCAGGUGAGUGUCGGCGUCAUUGUAGCCAGCGUUGGCGUCAUGCCAUGACGACUUGCAAUCUUCUCCCUUUGAGAAUAUAGGCUGGCCGGCGGCGGAGGUCAUUUUGUGUCGCGCUGCUUCGAUUCCGGGAGAUGGCUCGCCAAACUGUGUCUUCACAGCGAGGAGGGCGAAAAGCGAGAGGCCGGGGUUUAUAUUGGGCUGCGCCGUGCUGACACUGCGGGAGUUGGGCGACAGGUCAAAAGCUCAACAGAGGGAACGGUGGUCGCUCAGCCAAAGAUUGUUUCCAAUAACUAAGUGGAACUACGUUCUUCAUCACGGAAAUCUGACCAGAACUGGACUUAGGAGGCCAAGUGCAGAAAAUUAUUUGUUGGUGGACUGGACUGGAGCACCACACAAGAGACCCUGAGAAACUACUUUUCACAGUAUGGGGAAGUAGUAGAUUGUGUUAUAAUGAAGGACAAAACUACUAAUCAGUCGCGAGGCUUUGGUUUUGUCAAAUUCAAAGACCCCAAUUGUGCACGGGCAGUGCUGGAGACAAAGCCCCACAUUCUAGAUGGGAAAAAUAUUGACCCAAAGCCAUGCACUCCUCGAGGAAUGCAACCUGAAAAGUCUCGAACUAAAGAAGGAUGGAAGGGCAGCAAAGCUGAUAGCAAUAAAUCAAAGAAGAUAUUUGUAGGUGGAAUCCCCCAUAACUGUGGCGAGCCUGAACUCAAGGACUAUUUCAAUAGAUUUGGAGUGGUCACAGAGGUGGUAAUGAUGUAUGAUGCGGAGAAGCAGAGGCCCCGAGGUUUUGGAUUUAUUACUUUCGAGGCCGAACAAUCAGUGGACCAGGCUGUCAACAUGCAUUAUCACGACAUCAUGGGCAAAAAAGUUGAAGUAAAGAAGGCUGAACCUCGUGACGAUAAAGCUCCUGGCCAGCUUGGCCCAGGCCAGUGGGCACCCAGAAGCAUCCUAAGUGCAGCUAAUGGUUGGCCAGCGCAGCCCGCUCAGACGUGGCAACAACCUUACGGGCCACAGGGAGUUUGGGUGGCGACUGCCGGCCAGCCUAUAGGUGGUUAUGGACCUCCAUUAUCAGCGGGCCGGGGAACCCCCACACAGCCCCCUUCACCUUUUAGUGCAUUCCUGGUCACAACCCCAGCGGGCAGCUUUGCUGCACCUCAGGGCUACCCUCAGCAGGGCUUCAGUGCAGCACCUCAGUUUGGUUACAGUUUUGGCACUCCUCAAGCCGACCAGUAUGUUCCACAGGUUCCUCCUCCACCUACUACUCCAGGAACUGCAACAUUGGGCUUUGCUCCCACCACUACACCAACUCAGGACUUGAGCAAAGCUUCCGUUGGGCAGCCUGAAUUUCCGUAUAGCCAGUAUGGGUACGGCCAGGACUUGACGGCCUUUAGCCACACCUUUGCAGACCCCAGCCAGUCGACGGCAUACGGGGCACCGACAGCACAGCCCGCCACUGCUCCACAGCCCGCCGCCAGCGCGUUUGGCAGAGGGCAGAACCACAACGUACAAGGCUUCCACCCAUAUCGACGUUGACCCUCGCUUUGUCGCAGGGGCCCUGUGUAAAGUUCAAACAAAAAACAAUCUGGGCAAAAAUGUCAGGGAAAUGUGUGAUAGAUUGUUCUAUGGGAAUUUUUGAAUGCACAUUGUGGUAUGGAAACCACAAUGAAAGUAGGUUAUGUCGAAAAACUUGUAAAAAUAUUUUUGUUUGCCUAAUUUAUGGAAAAUUUAACAGAAAGAUACUUUUAUCUCCAAUCCCCCAACCAUAUUUUAUAGUAGAACUAAACUACUUUGCAAUAAUUUUGAUUGUCUUGUCAAACACUAGCACAGAGACUAUACGGAAAGAGACUCUCAUAUAAAUAUGUAUGUUUAUGGUUGACUAAAAUGAAAACAGGGUUUUGAAUUUCCUCAGCUUUAAAUUCUAGGGAAAUUGUUUUUAUUUGGUGAAUAUUGUUUACUUUCUGAGCCUUUCAAGUUUGUUUGAAAUUGAGAUUAUAUAUAUAUAUAUAUAUAUAUAUAUUAUACACAAACUGUGCAAUUUUUUAAAAAGGAAUUUUGUACUAUAAAUGUACACUUUGCUUGUUUUUUUUAAUUUAAAGUUGUAGACUUCCCUCAGGUGGCUGUUUUGGGUGCAUUUUGCACUAUGCAAAAAGGACAAAUUAUUUAAAAAGAAUAAAUGUUUUAAGGAUAUGAUCUGUCCAAUGAAUUUGACUGAACUGCUGCUUUUUUGAAAAUGCAAAUCUUUAAAAAAAAAAAAAAAAACAGACAAUAGGGUCCACAGAAGUUGAUCCACGGCACAUAGCAGAAUUUUAAUUAAACAAAAAACAGCAACAAUUUGAAAAAUAA
This is a messenger RNA of Dunckerocampus dactyliophorus (ringed pipefish), 8419 nucleotides long. RefSeq names its product DAZ associated protein 1 (gene dazap1). Bases 6524 to 7609 code for a protein of 361 amino acids. Gene Ontology annotation, cellular component: cytoplasm. The record is from RefSeq and is a predicted model, not a curated record. The transcript is spliced from 13 exons. NCBI's taxonomy places the organism in Eukaryota, Metazoa, Chordata, Actinopteri, Syngnathiformes, Syngnathidae. Gene Ontology annotation, molecular function: RNA binding.